CUCUUUUUUUUUAUUUAUUUGGUAAAUUAUAAAACUAUGGAUACAAUAGAAAAGAAUGAAAGAUAUCAUAAAUAUGGUUCAAAGUUACUUGGUUCGAUGCAGAAACAAUUAAAUAGUGCAUCAAACAGAUUUUAUCGAAAACAUCAAGCAAAGGAUGGAGAAGAAGCUGAAAAGCAUCUUACAAGAACCACAGAAUCAUAUCAAGUACCUAUUCAUUCCAUGAUCCAGAAUCCUAUAGCAAUGGCAGUGCUCUUUCUAUUAGCAGUAGAGACAAUAGCCAUUAUUAUAAUGGAAAGCUUUAUUAUUUAUUAUCAUACAUCCAUCUUUAUUCAAUGCGAUUUUACUUUGCAAACCUUGGGCUUAGGCCAAUUAGACUUAAUUUACCAUGCUAUCUUUAUCACAGUACCUAUUUAUCAGAUCUUCCUUUAUUUAGACUCCCUACGACAACGAAAUACCGUUAGUUUAUUGACGCUAUUACUAUUUGGUAUUUUAAUGGUUAUAUUUACCGGUAUUCAAACUAUCCAGCAUAUCACUUUCGAACAAGUUGGUUGCAAUUUCCCCAUUGGAGAUAAUCUGAAUAUAAUGAAUAAUACUACUAACAAUACGAUCGAUUUAUCAAAUUCGAUUCAUAUGUCUGUCAUUAUCUAUAAUCGAUCUGAUGACACUCUCUUUCAAGAUAUUCUAGAUAAUACCAUCUCAAAUAUGAAACCAUUCGAGUAUGCUAUCCUCGCUCUUGUACCACUCUGCUUUAUACUUAUGACAUGUGGUAUGAUCAAACUCUACCAUUUAUUCAAAUGGAAUAACUAUUUAGGUCAUACAUUUAAAGAACAUCGUCUUCGUAACACCCUUAUUGCUUGGGCAGUAUUGAGUGGUCUUUUAAAGAUUGAUCUCUUCUUUUUGUUUAUCUUUGCUGUUCAACUUGUUCCUUCAAAGAUGGUAGGUUAUACCUUACCUUCCUUUGAGGGACCCCUCGUCUUUUUCCUUACUAUCCUUAUCUUUCUGAUAGCAGUUUAUGCAGCUCGAUAUGAAAAUGUAUGGUUACUUGGGUUAUUUUCUAUUGGAUUAGUUGCAUUUAUUGGAUAUUUAGGUUAUCGACUCUUUGUAUUUGGCAUACCUCGAAUACUUGCAAAUGAUCCCUACAUGGUAAAAUACAAGAUACAUAUAUAUGUGUGUGUGUAUAUAUAUUUGUAUACAUAUAUCACUAAUUAUUAUUAUUAUUAUUAUUACUAUUGUUAGUUGACAAGAUAUAAUUUAUUGUUUACAACAUUAACUGUUACUUUAUUGAUCAUUAUGACAUUAUGUACAUGCAUUAUAUGUAUCAAGAAUCUAUCUUUACAUAAGAUUAGAGUACUCGAUUCCUUUCAUUGUAGCUGUCCUACCUGCUUUGCGCAUUCUUCCUUUAACAUGAAAGAUGAAGAAAUUCAAUCCUCUUCUAUUGAAACAUCUUGUAGUAAUAGUGAACAUAUUAAAUCACAAUGUGAAACUAAAUAAAACAAUACUCUUUUUCUUUAUUAUCUGAUGAAUAGAAUAAAUAAAU
Messenger RNA from Cokeromyces recurvatus, 1537 nucleotides. RefSeq lists its product as uncharacterized. NCBI's taxonomy places the organism in Eukaryota, Fungi, Mucoromycota, Mucoromycetes, Mucorales, Mucoraceae. Gene Ontology annotation, cellular component: Golgi apparatus. The record is from RefSeq and is a predicted model, not a curated record. The transcript is spliced from 2 exons. The coding region runs from base 37 to 1236 and encodes 399 amino acids.